UUAAUAAAACAAUGGGGAGUAAUAUGUCAAAAUACGAAAAUGAGAGACUCAUUUGACACAUUCCUUAUAAACGUAGCUAAGUUAUUUGGUCCACACUUCACAGAGCAACGCAAAAACGCCGUCGUUACGCCGGGGAAGAAAGUAAUAUUUGACGAUGGGUGGACUACCGCUAGAGAAUACAUCCUCAACAAUAUCCUUGUCGAAAGUACCAAAAGAUCAGAAAGCCGCGUCUACGAUGCCUGAUUCAAAGCCAAAAAAGAAGAUUUGCUGCGCUUGCCCCGAAACUAAGAAGCUGAGGGAUGAAUGCAUUGUGGAGCAUGGUGAACCCGCGUGUGAGAAAUGGAUAGAAGCUCAUCGUAAAUGCCUUCGAGCUGAAGGCUUCAAAGUCUAAAUGGGUGAAUAGAAGCAGACCUCUAUAUGGACAAAGGAAGAUACAUUUUUUUUUCUAAUGCCCAGUUUGUUUUUGGGACCAUACAAGCUCAAUUAGCUAGAUGUUUACAGAUCAUUUAUACAAAAGAAUUUGUUCAUCAGAAUACAGGAAUAAAGCUAGGGAAUUGAAUAAUGGAUUUGCUGGGGGCAGGAAAUGCAAGAUAAGUUUUCUUCA
This is a messenger RNA of Lycium barbarum (goji berry), 604 nucleotides long. RefSeq names its product cytochrome c oxidase copper chaperone 2-like. The transcript has 2 exons. Gene Ontology annotation, cellular component: mitochondrial intermembrane space. Bases 155 to 391 code for a protein of 78 amino acids. Gene Ontology annotation, molecular function: copper ion binding; copper chaperone activity. Lineage: Eukaryota; Viridiplantae; Streptophyta; Magnoliopsida; Solanales; Solanaceae. The record is from RefSeq and is a predicted model, not a curated record.